Dipodomys spectabilis (banner-tailed kangaroo rat) is the source of this 492-nucleotide messenger RNA. RefSeq names its product chromobox protein homolog 3-like. Gene Ontology annotation, molecular function: chromatin binding. The coding region runs from base 1 to 492 and encodes 163 amino acids. Gene Ontology annotation, cellular component: pericentric heterochromatin; nucleus. The record is from RefSeq and is a predicted model, not a curated record. NCBI's taxonomy places the organism in Eukaryota, Metazoa, Chordata, Mammalia, Rodentia, Heteromyidae. Gene Ontology annotation, biological process: negative regulation of transcription by RNA polymerase II; chromatin organization. The transcript has a single exon.
AUGGCUCCCAAGAAAAGGAUACUACCAAAAAGAAGAUUGACACCAUAUGGAAAGCGCAUCAUAUAUCCAAAAGCAGAGCCUAAACUAUUUGCUGUGGAGAAAGUAUUGGGCCGACGCAUAGUAGAGGGCAAGGUAGAAUAUCUCUUGAAAUGGAAGGGAUAUUCAGAUGCUGAUAAUACUUGGGAAACAGAAGACAAUAUAAAUUGUCCAGACCUAAUUGAGGCUUUUCUAAAUUCUCACAAUGCUAGUUUAUCUGGUGCUAGCACAUCAAAUGAGCCAAGAGAUGCAGGUGACAACCCAAGGGGCUUUGCUAGGGGUCUAGAGCCUGAAGGAAUAAUUGAUGUCAAACAGAGUAGUGGAGGAUUGAUGUUUGUCAUGAAGUGGAAAGGUUCCGAUGAAACUGAGUUAGUGCCAGCAAAAGAGGCUAAUGUGAAAUGCCCUCAGAUGGUAAUUGCUUUUUAUGAAGAGAGGAUAAGUUGGAAUUCUCCAUAA